AUGCCGGCAAGCUGGGUUGAUAUCAGCGUUGGCGACGGCACGUCCAUGGAAGGGUAUUUGACCCAACCCGAGGGUGAUGGCAGUCAUCCCGCCGUCGUGGUUAUCCAGGAAAUCUGGGGCGUCAACUCGCAUAUCCAGGCAGUAACCGACCGUCUGCCAUCUCAGGGUUAUGUCGGGCUGGCACCCGCCAUGUUCCACCGCCAGGGGCGCAUGAUCGCCGGCCUGCACGAGGAGCUGCAGACCGCCGUCGGCAUGAUGCAGCAAUGCAACGACGCGGGAAUCCUGUCUGAUGUGAAUGCGGCGGUCAGCCACCUCAAGAGCCAGAACUUCGUAAACGGCAAGAUUGGCAUCGUGGGAUUCUGCUUCGGUGGGCGGGUCGCCUACCUCGCAGCCUGUAACGUCUCCGACUUGUCAGCGUCCGUCGUAUUCUACGGCGGUAACAUCGGCGUUGCUCUGGGAGACGGGCAGACUCCCCUAGAACAGACCGGAAGCAUCAGCUGCCCGGUACUGGGGUUGUUCGGCGAGGAGGACGCGAAUCCUACGCCGGACUUUGUCAACGAGAUCGACGCCGAGAUGACCCGCCUCGGCAAGACCCACGAGUUCCACCAGUACGCUGGAGCAGGACACGGCUUCCACUGCGAGGCGCGGGGCAGCUAUCGCACGGAGGCAGCGCAGGACGCGUGGGGCAAGGCAAUGGCCUGGUUCGACCAGAACCUCAAGUAA
Molecule: messenger RNA, 723 nt
Organism: Geodia barretti
Lineage: Eukaryota; Metazoa; Porifera; Demospongiae; Tetractinellida; Geodiidae
Source: the annotation of a GenBank genome assembly